AUGAAUGAAUUUUCCUUACAAUCUACCACUACUCCUAGGAAAGCAAAUAAAGAACGUAGUCCUGAGCUUAGUAUUUAUAGGAGGAGUCCUGGAGGGACUAUUGAGGCUGAUAAGACAUGCGUGGUGGAGCCUGAUCGGGGCAAGUGGGUAGUCAAAUCGGCAUUUGGGAUCGUGAAGCAUGCUGGUUUGGGAUCGGGAAGCAUGGUGGUGUGA
Molecule: messenger RNA, 213 nt
Organism: Prunus armeniaca (apricot)
Lineage: Eukaryota; Viridiplantae; Streptophyta; Magnoliopsida; Rosales; Rosaceae
Source: the annotation of a GenBank genome assembly